Molecule: messenger RNA, 465 nt
Organism: Encephalitozoon intestinalis ATCC 50506
Lineage: Eukaryota; Fungi; Microsporidia; Unikaryonidae
Exons: 1
Coding region: 1-465 (154 amino acids)
Source: RefSeq, a predicted model, not a curated record
AUGGAUAUCCCAAGCAUCAUUCUUAGGCUUUUAACAGAUGGAAUUGUGGAUGGAGAGUAUCAUGAUUCUUUGAGUUCUCUAAAUGAGCUCCUCAGGCCUAUACAGUAUGAAGCCGUUGGAUGGCCAGAUGGAUCAUGUAUUGUUCUAAAGGAUAACCAUAGUUCAUAUCCUCCUGAUUCUAGAACAAAAGAAAUAGAGGAUGUGUUCAAAAAAGUUGUACGGGGGAUUUCUGUUUCUGGAGAAGUGGUAGAUAUGCUUAUUAGAGAGAGAUGGAUGGAAAGCACCUCAGAAGGAUACCGAUUGAGUAAAAGGUCAUUAGUGCAGCACAAAGACUUUAUUCUUGGAUUGGGAGAAGGAUACACAGUAUGUGAUGUUUGUGGAUUUCUUAGAUCUGAGAAUGAAGUUCAUAAGUUCUGCAAGGAACUUUUAGAAAGCGAAAGAGGCUUUGGAAGAAAAAAGAAUUGA